Anneissia japonica is the source of this 1147-nucleotide messenger RNA. RefSeq lists its product as uncharacterized. The record is from RefSeq and is a predicted model, not a curated record. The transcript is spliced from 5 exons. Lineage: Eukaryota; Metazoa; Echinodermata; Crinoidea; Comatulida; Comatulidae.
CCUAUAUUGUAAUUGAUUGAUGACCAUUUUGUUGCUAAUCAACAAUAAACAAUUGGUCUAAGUUGUGGAUGUUGUGUGGGUUUUAAUCCUCUGUUCGGAUGGCGUUGGGGGCCUAGAUCUUUUUAUUGAAGAUGGUACUAUUUAUUAACAUCAGUGUUGGUCAAAGGGUAGAGGUCAUGUACAGAGGCAAGAUCUUACCUGCAACUGUUAAGUUCAAAGGUUGCCUGUCCAAUGUUAAAGGUGACAGUCUCAACAUUAUAGAAUACUCCCCAGGAAUGCAUAGAGGCCUUGAUACCAUCCUAUAAUAAAAUAACACCAAAAUACUAUUAGUAUAAUUAUAUAAAAAGUUUCAUUUCCAAUUAUCGCUUUGCAGUUUAUUCAACAGUUAUAGGACCGUGAGCCCGACUUCAAUUGUGGAUGAAACACUUUUUGAAAGGAGAAAACCACAUGAGAGAAGUCAAACAGUACCCACAUCAGUAUCCGAUUCGUAUCUUACAACUGCUUCAGAGGGAUUUGAUGAUUUAAGGCGUUCUUGGGAUGGUCGGGUCGAGUCCAGGACGUGGAAUAGUGCAUCAAGCUAUAGCGACACCUCACAAUCUGCUGCCGUCGGCCCUCCACGAACAUUCAACAUGAGGCACUCUAUUGGGGGCACUAUGAAAGCUGCCACCAUGAGGCCUAAAACGGCUAUGGCAUCAUUGACCUAUAGGAGCAUACCUAUUCAUGCUGAGUAUGACGAUGAGGUAAUGGAGUUUAUAACAAGCCCAACGAUUCCAAAGACCCACAUGCCAAUGCAUGUUUUAGCACGGCAGAAUAAGAGAGGCUGGGAUAGACUCCACAAACCUAGAGAAUGGACAAUAUGACUACAUUUUAAAGGGGUUUAUAUUAGUUAAAUUUUCUUUUAUUUUCCCCCGUUGGAAAAAUUCUUGAUCUACCCCUGUAAACGUAUGCAAAGAAAGUGGGUUAUGUGCCACAUAUUCCUGGCUCCAUUCUGAUUGGUUGGCUGUUAAGUUUGAUACUCCAGAGAGGUCCUUUGUCUGAAAGACUAUUACCGAUUUUUUUUUUUUUUUGUGAAAAAUAUUGGCAUUCAUAGGAUAUAUAAUAUAUAAUUAUUAUUAUUAUUAGUAGUAGUAGUAGUAGUAGUAGUAGU